Molecule: messenger RNA, 2038 nt
Organism: Vespa mandarinia (Asian giant hornet)
Lineage: Eukaryota; Metazoa; Arthropoda; Insecta; Hymenoptera; Vespidae
Gene: Vps25
Product: vacuolar protein sorting 25
Biological process (GO): protein transport to vacuole involved in ubiquitin-dependent protein catabolic process via the multivesicular body sorting pathway
Cellular component (GO): ESCRT II complex
Molecular function (GO): structural molecule activity; protein homodimerization activity
Source: RefSeq, a predicted model, not a curated record
GACGUUCACAUGUAUAAAUAUUUGUAAAUUAAAAAACUUUUAUAUAUAUAUAUAUAUAUAUUAACUCUCGAUCAAAUAUUUUUUUUCUUUUUUAUUUGAGACUCAUUAUAUAUGAUCUUAACCUAACAUAGUAAACAAAUCUGUUAAAAACGUUAAGUGGUUCUGCGUUAUAUAUUAUUUCGUGAAAAUAAUCGAUACGAAAUUGAUCGGUUCAAUUCAUAUUUAUACAAUAACUAUUAAAUUAUGGCAGAAAUCGAAUGGCCGUGGCAAUACAGUUUUCCUCCAUUUUUUACUCUCCAACCACAUGCAGAUACAAAAGCUAAACAAUUGGCAGCAUGGAAGAGUUUAGUAUUAGAAUAUUAUCGGAUCACAAAACAGGCAAUUGUAGAUAUACGAGAAGUUCAUUCAAGUCCUCUUUUUAAUAACAGUGCAAUCAACCGCAAACUGCCAUCAGAAGUAGUACUUAUAAUAUUAGAAGAAUUAAGCAAAACAGGAAAUGCUAUGCCAUUAGAUAAGACAAAACAAAGAUGGUUAGUUUAUUGGCACACAUUAGAAGAAUGGGGUGAUAUAAUAUAUAACUGGGUACAAGAAACUGGACAUGUUGGAUCUGUAUGUACUUUCUACGAAUUAACGCAAGGAGAAGACAUAGUUGAUCAAGAAUUUUAUAAACUUGAUAUGGAAGUAUUGAUAAGAUCUCUUAGAACUCUUGAGUAUGCUAAAAAGGCCGAAUUGAUCAUGUUUGAUGAUAAUCAGGGAGUUAAAUUUUUUUGAUCGCAUAUUUAUUAUCCAAAAAAUAAACAUAUAAAAAGAUUCAAUGUUAUACAACUAUUUUUCUAAUAAUGAGAAGUGCUUAAUUAUCAUUUUUAUAAUAUUGAAAUUGCCUAUUCUAUAUGUUAUUAAGAAGAACAAGGAUUAUUUGAAGGGUAAGUUAAUACGCAUAUGUACUUUCAUUAGAGAAAAACAUUUGUAAUAAUGCUUCAAGAUAACUCCUACGUCAUCCAUAAUUUCACUAUAACAUUCUGUAUUUGAACACAAGUAAUUAUUGUAUUCUCUCUUGUUCUUGUUAUUAACUUAAAAUUUUCAUGAAUAACAAUUCUUAACAAUUAAAUAUAUUCCAUAUGCAAAUUGUAUAUGUACAAUGUGAUUUAGAUUAUUGCUUGAUAGUAUAUCAUAAUAAUUUAAGAUAUUAUAUUUAUGAAAGUAACGGCAUAUAUACUCUUAAAUUAUUAUAUGUAUGGUUUUUGUACAUAUGUAUAUAAUAAAUCUAUGUGAAUAUGGUGAAAAGAGUUUAAAGCUAAAUUGGCCGUGUUGUAGAUUUGUAUUUGCAUUUGUAUGUACAUAUAUUAAAAGUGAUAUUCACAAAAUUCUGCUAUACAAACUUCUUAGUUUGUAAGCGCAUUAUAUUAAAUAACAUAAAAAUGUAUAAAUCUCUAAAGAGACACAGUUGAACUGUGCAAUAUAAUAUAAUAUCAUAUAAAUGCUAUUUUAAAUAGCAUGCAGAAAACAAAAACAAAAAAAAAAAGAAAAAAAAAAAAAAAAAAAAAAAAGAUUAUGCUUCUGCUUUUCGCAAUUGAGCAAGUUCAAUAGAAUCUUCUGUUUGAUUCAAUGCAGGUACAUCAAGUUCUCCUUUGCUCAUAUGUUCGAUUAUACAAGCUCCGAGUGCAUCACACAUUACGUUAAUCGUAGUUCGGAAUCGAUCUCUAAAGAAAUCAAACCCAUCAAGUAUAUAAUAUUAUGGUUUAGAGAAAAAAUGACACAAAUAGAUAAUGUAAUUUUAGAUUUAAACGUAAACUUACAACAGCCAAUCUACGGCAAUAAUAAGGGUGACAUCCUUGGCGGGUAAACCUAUGGUGUCUAAUACCAUAACCAUUGUAACAAGACCAGCUUGUGGUAUACCAGCUGCACCUAUACUUGCAGCCGUUGCAGUCACACUUAAAAAAGAUGUGAAAGUGAUUAAUUUUACCAGAUACUUGACAGUCAUUUCAUAAGUAUAUAUUUUUUAAAGAUAUGAUAAAAAUAAAAUACCUAACACCAAUGA